Molecule: messenger RNA, 1501 nt
Organism: Moneuplotes crassus
Lineage: Eukaryota; Ciliophora; Spirotrichea; Euplotida; Euplotidae
Source: the annotation of a GenBank genome assembly
AUGUACCCUAAGAAAACACCAGUGGAUGCAAACGAAAAGCGUGAAAGAGAUAAGCUACAUCGUCGUGAGCAGAUGAAAUCCCUGCUCAUUAGUAAAUUCCAGGGGAAGUACUCCUUUGGGUCCAAGAACCGUGAGGAGAGGGAUAAAAUUAUCACAAGAGAGGUUAACUCCCUCGUUGAUAAUAAAAUCUGCUCUGAGAAGCACCUAGUAGAGUUAGACAAGAAGCUUAGCAACCUCUUUGAUGGUAAUAAUAAAUCAGAAAAGUCCCAUAAUUCAAAAGCCAGUCAUCAUUCUAGAGUCUCAGCUGCCAAAAGUGGCAAGAACUCAGACAUCUCAAAGAGAAGUGCAUUUGUUAGAGCAGGAGCUGAUAUUCUUUCUAGAGAAAAGGAGAUGAAAAUGUCAGGAUACAGCAAGAAUGGUUCUGCAGCUGGGCACAGUUACACUGCCAGUCUCAAUAGAUCCUUAGUAGGCCCUAAGGCUCCUGACGAAUGGGACAACCUCAUCAUGAAAGAUGUGAAGAAAUACGAACAAGAGCAACAGCAAACCCUAGAGAAACGUCGCAAGAUGAAACAGCAAAUAAUGAAUGAUCUCAACAAGCAAAUCCGUGACAAAGAAGCUAUGAAAAAGAAAAGCCGUGAAGAAGAGAUCAACAUGGAAAAGAAGCGGCAGAACAUCCACCACCAGCAAGAAAAACUUGAAAAGCAAAAAGAGAUGCUCAAGAAGUUGAAAAAUGACGAAGAAAGAAAAAUCAUGGAGACCCAAAUCGCUGAAGUAGAACACCACAGAAAAUUUGAGAAGCACAAUGAGAAGCUACAAGCUGAACAUGAGAAGGAGCAGGUCCUUAGGGAGCUAGAGGAUGAUCUUGAGAAGCAGAGAAGGAAGAAGAAGGAAUAUAUCGAGGUCUGUCAAAAGCAAUACAAAGAAAAUUUGGAACUCAAGGAGUCUCUCAAGAGCAAAGAACUUCAGCGCAAGAAGGAAGACACUGCUAAGAAGAAUGAUAUGUUCGGGAACCUAUUUGAAGAGAAAACUCAUGUCAGCUACGAACUAGCUGCUAGAAACCAGAAGAAGUUCGACGCUCUCACCAAAAUCCUCGAGCGAGAAAAUGAGAAGAAAAAUAGAGCUAGGAAUUAUACUGAAUUCGAAGAAGGUGACAACAAGUUGGAUAAAUAAGAACGAUAAAGACCAACAGAAAAGAAAGCUAAGGCACCAGGAAGAUGUCAAGUCUAACCUCAACUUCUUACAGGAGCAGAUCAAGUUCAGGAAGGAAAAGGAGAAAUUUGAAAAAGAUACUGAGGUUAAGCAAGCUUAUCUCAUGAAUAAAAGAGCUCUUGAUGAGCUAGAAAUGGAGGCUGCAAGGACCCAGGCUAUGAGAAAUAAAAGAAUUCAGCAUAAAAAUGAGCUAAAGAACCAAGAGUAUGAAAAGGCUAAAGAUGGAGCUAACUACUCGAUGACACAACAAGAGAGACUCAUGAACAAGGACAGACUCGAAGCAUUACAGUAA